UCUACCUGAGGAAGAGAGCGGUGGUUUCUGUGGGGCUUCAGAAAGCCAGGGGAGCCGAGGGCGGAAAGGGAAAAAGGAAGACGGACUCCUGUUCCUUUUCCCUCCGCAGAAGCAGAAGCAGAGGAAACGGACUGAGAAGAAAAGGACAGAGCAAGUCAUCAAGAGAAGGAGGGAGCCGCGCGACUUUUGGUCUUUCCUUUUGCCUUUUCUGGAGAGAAAGUGUUCUGGGGAUUCGACUGAGCUUGAGACAAAUUCUGAAAGGAGGAAAGAUCUAUAUAGAUAUAUAGACAGAGAGAGAAGGGAGUGGGGAGAGGGUUCUCAGGAGUCCUGGAAAGAGGAAGGGAAAAAGGAAAAGAAGAGGAGGAGGAAGAAGAAGAAGAAGAAGGAAAACUCCUGCGAAGCCAAGCGGGGAAAGGGAGGGCAGCCUGAGAGGAGAAGAAGCCCUGCCUGCCUUUGGGCAUCUCUUCGGGGAGUUUUCCCCCGGACCUUGCGAAGAGAGGAGGGGAGACCGAGGGAGAGCCAGCAACUUCGCCGGGACCAGGCAGGCAGACCGCCUCUUCGGCUGUGAUAAUAAAAAGGGAGAAUUGCUGAGGUUCUUAUGAGACAAGCUGUCGAAUGAAGUAUCUGCCUCUAACCCCAGUUGAGGAAGUAAGUGACAAGAGCACAGAGGAAAGGCUAACACAGUGACAUCAAUAAAAGAAAUAAAAAGGAAACCAUUGUCCUCGAGGUGGUUGGCUUUGUAUCGCUGAAAGACUACACACGGAAGUUUCAAAGGCCUACCCAUUAGAUUCUUUAAAGAACCAGCUCUAAAUUUGGGAACUCCCCUGGCAUGGCAAUGCAGACUUCGUGCAGAAUGGACAGUGCAAAGAAGUGGCUUGGACUCAGUAUAUCCUUAAGUUUUUAUCUAAUAACAAACCUCAUUACUAUUGUAUUAUCUGGGAGCCCCAGAACACCCAGCAAAAGCCAAGAAGACAGUCCCUUGGACAACUUGCUUCUCCAUCCACGAAUGAAAAGGAGCUGGGUAUGGAAUCAGUUCUUUGUUUUGGAAGAAUAUACUGGAACUGAUCCUUUGUACGUGGGAAAGCUCCAUUCUGAUAUGGACAGAGGAGAUGGAUCAAUCAAAUACAUUCUUUCAGGAGAAGGAGCAGGUGUAGUGUUUACCAUCGAUGACACUACUGGGGACAUCCAUGCCAUACAAAGACUAGACCGAGAAGAAAGGUCCCAGUAUACACUAAGGGCUCAGGCCUUGGACAGACGGACAGGCAGGCCAAUGGAACCAGAAUCUGAAUUCAUCAUCAAAAUCCAAGAUAUCAAUGACAAUGAACCCAAGUUUCUGGAUGGACCAUAUGUUGCUUCAGUACCAGAAAUGUCACCAGUGGGCACCUCUGUUAUUCAAGUGACAGCAACAGAUGCUGAUGAUCCCACCUAUGGGAACAGUGCCAGGGUAGUCUACAGUAUUCUCCAAGGACAGCCAUAUUUCUCGGUGGACUCCAGAACAGGCUUAAUUAGAACAGCACUAAUGAACAUGGACAGAGAAGCAAAAGAAUAUUAUGAAGUAAUAAUCCAGGCCAAAGAUAUGGGAGGACAGCUGGGAGGAUUAGCUGGGACAACUACUGUCAAUAUCACUCUCUCUGAUGUAAAUGACAAUCCACCCAGAUUUCCACAGAAACAUUAUCAGAUGAAUGUACUGGAGUCUGCUCCAGUCAGCUCUACUGUGGGCCGUGUUCUUGCUAAAGACUUGGAUGAAGGCAUUAAUGCUGAAAUGAAAUACAGCUUUGUGGAUGGAGAUGGAAUGGAUGUCUUUGAUAUCACCACUGAUCCUACUUAUCAAGUUGGCAUCAUUACAGUGAGAAAGCCACUGAGCUUUGAAAGCAAGAAAACAUACACUUUAAAAGUAGAGGGUGCUAAUCCUCACCUGGAAAUGCGUUUCUUGAGCCUAGGCCCGUUUCGUGACACUGCAACUGUGCAUAUCACUGUGGAGGAUGUGGAAGAGCCCCCAGUGUUUGAGCCUAGCUUUUAUUUUGUGGAGGUACCUGAAGAUGUGGACAUUGGGACCACCAUACAAAUGAUAUAUGCCAAGGACCCUGAUGUGACCAACAACUCUAUCAGGUAUUCCAUUGAUCGAAGCAGCGAUCCUGGGCGCUUCUUUUAGGUUGACAUUGCAACAGGGGCUCUGAUGACAGCAAGACCUCGGAUGGGAAGAUAUUUCAUGGCACAUAUCACUGUGUUGGCCCACAAACUUAACAAUCCUUCACAGGUUGGCAGUGUUUCAGUCACAAUAAAAGUCCUGGAUGUGAAUGACAAUGCUCCAGAAUUUCCCAGGUUUUAUGAGGCCUUUGUGUGUGAAAAUGCAAAAGCUGGACAGCUUAUUCAGACAGUGAGUGCAGUAGACCAGGAUGACCCACAGGAGGGACAACACUUCUACUAUAGCUUGGCUCCUGAGGCAGCUAACAACCCCAAUUUUACUCUAAGGGACAAUCAAGACAACACAGCUUGGAUUUUAACCAGGAGAUCAGGCUUCCGGCAGCAUGAGCAGAACACCUUCUACCUUCCUAUCCUGAUAGCUGAUAAUGGGCGUCCCAUGCUUAGUAGCACCGGGACAGUAACCAUUCAUGUUUGCAGUUGUGAUGACAAAGGCCUUGUGAUGUCUUGCAAUGCUGAGGCCUAUGUACUACCUGUGAGCCUGAGCAGAGGAGCCCUUAUUGCCAUCCUUGCCUGCAUAUUUGUGUUGCUAGUGCUAGUGCUACUGAUCUUAUCCAUGAGAAGACACAGGAAGCAGCCUUACAUUAUAGAUGAAGAGGAGAACAUCCAUGAAAACAUUGUCCGAUACGAUGAUGAGGGAGGUGGUGAGGAAGAUACAGAGGCCUUUGACAUUGCUGCCCUGUGGAACCCUAGAGAGGCCCAAGUGGUGAUGAAGAGCAGACAGGACAUGAUGCCAGAAAUCGAGAGCCUUUCCAGAUAUGUGCCUCAGGCCUGCACAAUGGACAGCAGCGUUCACAACUAUGUGUUGGCCAAGCUCUACGAAGCUGAUAUGGACCUCUGGGCACCUCCCUUUGACUCACUCCAGACAUAUAUGUUUGAGGGGAAUGGCUCAGUAGCCGAGUCACUCAGUUCCUUACAAUCCGUGAGCACGGACUCAGAGCAGAGCUAUGAUUAUCUGACGGACUGGGGGCCACGCUUUAAAAAACUGGCCGAAAUGUAUGGUGCUACAGAAGGGAGCGGGGCGCUUUGGUAACAAAGAAAGAAAAGGCAGGGUACCAAGAGUACUCUUGCUCAACAGCCAUCUGAAUUGGUUCUCAUCGGCUCGGGGGGACUCUGGUGAGGUGGCCUCCUACAAAUAGCAAUAUGGUGCUUGAGGGAGAAUGCAGAAGAGGAGUGCAACUAAAUGGAUGCCCUCUCUGGAUCAGCUUUACUCAGUUACAUUAAACUACAUUUGUAAACAAUGGCAAACAGAAAGGGGGUGGGGCCAGUGAUUUCCUGGAUGUGGAUUUAGUUUUGUUUGUUUUUAAUGGCUACACUUGAAUGCAUCACUCCUGGACUAGAAUGGCAUUAUUGUCUUUGGCUGAUCUUUUCUUCUUCUUUUCUUUUAAAUACACACAUGGCAUCUUAAUAAGUUCCUUACAGCUGGGGCCAAGACCCAUGAUUUUCAAUUGGUGAGGAAAUUGUCUGCAGAAAGCCUUUUCCAGCCCAUCUCCAUAGGAAAAACAAUUGCUUGCUCACAAAUUUCAGGAAGGCACAAAAUGGAACAAAUGAAAACAUGGAACAGGGGCUUCAAUCACGAGCAAGAGUCCCAUAGCCUUUCUAUGGGGUCUGACUUUUGCCACCUUGCUUAACAAAAGGGUCUGAUUGGUGUGCAGGAGAAGGUCAGAGGAAAAAGCAUUGAAUUGCACUCAGUCAAAUAACACCAGACUUGUGUGUCAUAUGCAUUAAUACUAAUAUCAUGUUAAUGUAAGUUGAACCUCUCUCCUCAGCUUCUAAAAAGCAUGGUUCAGAUUUAAACCAGAGGGGGGAAAUGCCUCUUUUUGCACUGUAGAUAUUUUUUCCACGUGCCAAAUGUGAAAAUCAGAUGCUACCAAUGAAAGCCAAAUAAAGUUCUUAAAUUUAAGUAACAUAAGGGGUCAAAGGGGCUUUCCCAAUCGAGGCAAAAUCAAACUGAGGGAAGUUUACACUGUAGGUAACCUACUUGAACAAAUGCAGUAUUAUAGAGGAAUAAAUGGAUGUAAUAAAUAUUCCAUAUGUAAGUUUUAUAUAUUUGUUAAUAAUUUUGGUAAUAAAUAUCAUGUACUGGAGACGGUACAGUA
Messenger RNA from Sceloporus undulatus (fence lizard), 4301 nucleotides. It is a transcript of the gene CDH20, whose product is annotated as cadherin 20. Gene Ontology annotation, molecular function: cadherin binding; calcium ion binding. Gene Ontology annotation, cellular component: plasma membrane; adherens junction; catenin complex. NCBI's taxonomy places the organism in Eukaryota, Metazoa, Chordata, Lepidosauria, Squamata, Phrynosomatidae. The record is from RefSeq and is a predicted model, not a curated record. The transcript is spliced from 15 exons. Gene Ontology annotation, biological process: multicellular organism development; adherens junction organization; homophilic cell-cell adhesion.